AUAGAUUCUCAAGCAAUAGACCUACCACUGCGUUGCAUGCGCUGUUAUCUCUACUCCACUGUCACUGAAUUUCACUUUUAUCCGCAUCAUUUAAAUAACGAUUGCAGAGAAAGACCUCGAUCUUGAAUUAUCUUCAUUCAACUGCGCGCAAAUCUUCGAAUCUGGGUUUAGUAUAUAGUUAGUAACGACUUGUGAAUUUAGCUAAUAAACCUCCAAUACGACAAGAAUUAUUCCAUCUUUAUGCGAACAAAACAAAGUCAAUUUAAUUCGCAACGUUUUUUACCAAGCGUAUACGAGAGCUUGACAUAUAGAAAUGGACGCGAGUGACUACAAUUGUUGUUAUGCAUGGUUUAUUGAAUUUAUAAAAACUACACAAGUAAGAAAUUUAAACACGGAUUGAAAAUGAAUAAAGGACCUCGUCGAGAUUGGAAUGAGGGGUUCUUCGUAUAAAAUGCAUAUGCAUCGAGUAAUUUAUAUGGUUAGCUAAAAUACUUGCCAUGCUCAUUUUUUUAGCCGAAUUACCUGUUUUGACAGGAAUUCGGUAGCCACCUGCAUGCCUACUUGGCUUGCGUCGUAUAUAUUGCUAGAAUAUUUAUUGUAAAAUACACUUGGGGAAAGCGUUAUUUCCGAACCAACGCUUAUCAUAAGAAAGGAAUGAUCUGUCUUUUCGGAAGUAAGCUGCUGCAGUUGGUAUGCAGCAAAUUUGUGAUAGAUGUCCUUAUGUUACUGUCUUAGACAACGAUGGCACACGUUCAAGAAUAUUGUUUACGGGUACGACGAGACCUACAAUAAUAGAAAACAACAUGCGAAGGACCCUUGGGAUAUGUUCGCGAACGAAGAAAAGAAUAGACACAUCUACUUUUCUGAGAAGGAAAACGACGUGUUUGGAGAAAAUAAGACAUGCUCAGAAAACUGGUGCAAUUAUUGCAUACCAAAACGGCAAGUGUAUGAAUCUUACGGUAUCGAGUUUGAGACGCGGGAAGAAAGGGAUGCGUUUGAAAAUAAAAUGGAAUGCAUGGAGAUGAUUCUGGAGAACGAAUUACGCGAUAUUCGGCAACAACAUAUGCGCCUCAAGGAAGAACGGACAAAAACACCUCGUGGGAAAGACAACAAGGGAGGGAAAAGUAAACUUAUGAAUAAGAAGGCACGUGUCUCCAGAACUGAUUCUGGAACCAGAUAUGAUUUCCCAAAGAAACGAGAAGCUCUGGACGACACCGAUUUUCUUAGAACAGACGAUAAUCCUUUGAUUGAAGAAGUAAGUCUGGUGAACGAGGUCCAAGAUGUGCUUGACCAGAUGUGUAACUUAAGCAGAGAACUACAAGAUAUUGAGAAGAUAUUAAGCAUUGAAGUACGUGAAAGGAUACUACAUCCAGAGCCACGGUUGAUUCAAAUCAAAGCUCCUGACGAUGAGCUCUCCGAGCAGAUGAGAAAUGAUGGUGGAUUUAGGUACUGUAGUUCUGAUAGUAGUUUGCAAAGAAUCUCAUACGAUACUUUGCCUCCUCCGUUAGCAUUAAAUGAGCUUUUAGCAAGGCAACCACAAUAUGAUACGUGAUAAUGUGAAUUUCGAUAGAAGAAAUUUUAGGUGCAAUUUCAUUUUAAAGGCUGAAUAAAAUUUAAUCGUUCAAGGUCUUUUCACAAGAUCCAUUUUUGUUGGAUCCAAUUCACUUGUGCACGUAUGUGGCCUGUAUUUUGAAUAAAGAAAGUGUUGCAUUUGCUUUAAUUUGCAUUUGCUACUUAUACACUGCAUUAUAUAUUUAUACACUGCAUUGUAUACUUAUACACUGCACAAGUUGAAGUCCAAAUACAAUAAAGACGAUAAGUGCACACGACCUUUAUUAAAUAUA
Molecule: messenger RNA, 1844 nt
Organism: Dendronephthya gigantea
Lineage: Eukaryota; Metazoa; Cnidaria; Anthozoa; Malacalcyonacea; Nephtheidae
Exons: 1
Coding region: 713-1552 (279 amino acids)
Source: RefSeq, a predicted model, not a curated record